Molecule: messenger RNA, 549 nt
Organism: Phycomyces blakesleeanus NRRL 1555(-)
Lineage: Eukaryota; Fungi; Mucoromycota; Mucoromycetes; Mucorales; Phycomycetaceae
Exons: 2
Biological process (GO): CDP-choline pathway
Cellular component (GO): nuclear envelope
Molecular function (GO): phosphatidylcholine binding; choline-phosphate cytidylyltransferase activity
Source: RefSeq, a predicted model, not a curated record
GAUCGCCCAGUAAGAAUCUACUGUGACGGUAUCUACGACCUCUUUCACUUUGGACACGCAAAGGCUCUCGAACAAGCCAAGAAAGCUUUUCCAGAUGUGUACCUUUUGGUAGGCGUAUGCAGCGAUAAGGAAACACACAAGCGUAAGGGAAAGACUGUCAUGACCGACAAUGAACGUUAUGAGGCAGUACGCCACUGUAAAUGGGUAGAUGAAGUUGUCACAGAUGCGCCUUGGAUCGUUGAUCAAGACUUUUUGGACUGCCACAAAAUUGAUUAUGUAGCUCAUGAUGCUGAGCCUUAUCAGAGCCGAGAAUCUGGUGAUGUGUAUGCAUUUGUAAAAGAUCAGGGUCGUUUCUUGCCUACAGAACGUACCGAAGGAAUCUCUACUUCUGAUCUUAUUACCCGUAUUGUUCGUGAUUAUGAUGCUUACCUGAGAAGAAAUCUUGAAAGAGGUGUCAGUGCAAAAGAACUUAAUAUAUCCUUCCUCAAGGUAAAACAUAAUCAAUAUAUACAAGUAUACACGUAUACAUAUAUACAUAUUCAAAAUUAG